GUAAUGUCGCCCCUGCGCAUUAUAAGCAGAGACGUGUGUAAAAAAGCCAGGGGACGUAAGAGAGAAAUUCAUCGUCUCUCAGUGUCUGUCCGUCUCUAUCUGAAGCAGUUGGGUCCUGAAAAUCAUACAAAUCCAAGAUUCAUACGACCCUUGAAAGUUCUUUAAAAUUUUUUUUUUUUUCGAGUUUUUGAUCGACGGUUGUUUGGUGGAAUCCUUUCUCCAGUCAGAAGUUUCAGAUCCAAAGGUUUGUUUUUCUUGAACCAGUGGACUGCAGUUGGGCUUGUAAAUCCCUUCUUGGUUAUACCCAUAUAUUGUCAAGGUGGAAUCCGAUGAAUUUUCAUGCAAUUCUGGGAUCUGGGUUUGUUUCAUUCAGGUGUUUCAAGUGAUGGGGUGUUUGUAUUCAAAGGGUUGUAUUGGGCAGGUGCCCAUUUCUCCAAGGGAUUCAAAAAUUAAGGAAAUUGAAAAUGCAAGAGCAGUUGGGGAUUCCUCUCUUUCUCCGGUUUCUUCAUCUGAGCAAGGAGGAGAAUAUGGGGAUGAAUUGCAUCAGCUAAGUUUAACUAGGGACUCUGAUCUGGCUAUCAAUAGGCUCUCCAGGGUUUCGUCACAAUUUCUUCCUCCCGACGGGUCCCGCGCAAUCAGAGUUCCAGCGGUAAACUAUGAAUUGAGAUACUCUUAUCUAUCCCAAAGAGGAUACUAUCCAGAUGCUUUAGAUAAGGCAAACCAGGAUAGUUUCUGCAUACACAGCCCUUUUGGGACAAACCCCAAUGAUCACUUCUUUGGGGUGUUUGAUGGACAUGGAGAAUUUGGCGCCCAAUGCUCACAGUUCGCGAAGCGAAAACUAUGCGAGAAUUUGCUCAGAAACAGUCGAUUUCAUAUGGACGCUGUUGAGGCGUGCCAUGCUGCUUUCUUGGCGACAAAUUCACAGUUGCAUUCAGACAGCUUGGAUGACAGCAUGAGUGGGACAACAGCAAUAACGAUAUUGGUUCGUGGUAGGACAAUAUACAUUGCAAACUCGGGUGACUCCAGGGCUGUUAUUGCAGAGAGGAGAGGAAAGGACAUUGUGGCUGUGGACCUUUCCAUUGACCAGACUCCUUUCCGGGCUGAUGAACUUGAAAGGGUGAAGAAUUGUGGAGCUAGGGUUCUCACUUUGGAUCAGAUUGAAGGGCUGAAGAAUCCGGAUGUGCAGUGUUGGGGUACGGAAGAAGGGGAUGAUGGUGAUCCUCCUAGAUUGUGGAUACCAAAUGGGAUGUAUCCUGGCACGGCAUUCACAAGGAGCAUUGGGGAUUCCAUUGCUGAGAGUAUUGGGGUUGUUGCUACACCUGAGAUUGUUGUUUUGGAGCUCACACCAAAUCACCCAUUCUUUGUGAUUGCCAGUGAUGGGGUGUUUGAGUUUUUGUCUAGCCAAACUGUGGUUGAUAUGGUUUCAAAGUUUAAAGAUCCUCGUGAUGCAUGUGCUGCAAUUGUUGCUGAAUCAUAUCGUCUUUGGUUGCAGUACGAGACUCGUACAGAUGACAUUACAAUCAUAGUCGUGCACAUUAAUGGGCUAACUGAUACAGAUGUUGUUCAAACAAGCAAAGAUGUUGGCAUAAGACCAUUGCAUCAAGUCAUAGAGGUGCCGGGAUCUGAAUCGCCUUCCACCAUAAGUUGGAAUUCUAGGAACCUACGUGCAAGACAUGAUUUGUCACGGGCACGUCUCAGAGCGAUUGAAUCUUCUCUUGAGAAUGGCCAUGUUUGGGUUCCCCCAUCUCCAUCACACAGGAAGACCUGGGAAGAAGAAGCACAUAUUGAGCGGGCAUUGCAUGAUCAUUUCCUAUUCAGAAAACUUACGGAUUCUCAAUGCCAUGUUUUGUUGGAUUGCAUGCAAAGGGUCGAGGUCCAGCCUGGAGAUGUAGUCGUGCAACAGGGUGGAGAGGGUGAUUGCUUUUAUGUUGUUGGCAGUGGGGAGUUUGAGGUUUUAGCUACUCAGGAAGAAAAAGAUGAAGCGAAAGAGGUGAAUAGGGUCCUACACCGAUAUACGGCUGAAAAGAUGUCGUCUUUUGGGGAGCUGGCACUAAUGUAUAACAAACCGCUCCAAUCAUCUGUUCGUGCCGUGACAGGUGGAACACUCUGGGCUUUGAAGAGAGAGGAUUUUAGAGGAAUUCUCAUGUCAGAGUUUUCUAACUUGUCGUCAUUAAAGUUGCUCCGAUCAGUAGAGCUUCUUUCUAGACUCACGAUUCUGCAGCUGAGUCACAUCGCUGAUUCUCUUUUGGAACUUUCCUUCUCAGAUGGGCAGACAAUAAUUGAUAAGAAUGAGUCUCUCUCUGCGUUGUAUAUUAUUCAAAAGGGUAGGGUCAGACUGACAUACAACAUGGACUUAAUAAGAAGUCCCAAUAUUUGUAGCAUUUUACCUGAAAAUCUUGAACAGGAAGAUCCUACUCAGGACAAUAACGAGUGUUCAGUGGAGAAGGCAGAGGGGAGCUAUUUUGGUGAAUGGACACUUCUCGGUGAGCAUGUUGAUUCUUUAAGUGCUGUUGCUGUUGGUGAUGUGGUUUGUGUAGUUAUUACAAAGGAGAGAUUUGAUUCAGCCGUGGGACCAUUAGCGAAGCUUCCACAAGAUGAUCGCAAGUUGAAAGAUUGUUCUUUGAGUCCAUCUAAAGAGCAUGUCACAAAUGUUGAUGCGACAAAUUUUGUCAAAGUCAAGUUCUCUGAUUUGGAAUGGAGAACAGGUAUAUAUUCAACGGACUGCAGUGAGAUUGGACUUGUCCUCUUGAAAGGCUCUGAAAUUAUGCUGAGUUUAAAGAGAUUCUCAAAGCAGAGGAUCAAACAACUUGGGAAGGAAGCACAGGUAUUGAAGGAGAAAGAUCUGAUGAAGAGUGUGAGCCCGUCAUCGUGUGUACCCCCACUCCUAUGCACUUGUGCUGAUGAGAAAUAUGUUGGCAUUCUAUUAAGUACAUGCCUAGCUUGCCCAUUGUCUUCGAUACUUCAUGCACCCCUAGAUGAAGAGUCUGCACGGUUCUGUGCAGCUUCUGUUGUUGUUGCUCUUGAAGAAUUACACAAGAACAAUGUCCUUUACAGAGGCGUGUCACCAGAUGUUCUAAUGUGUGACAGAGCAGGCCAUCUACAGCUUGUAGACUUCAGAUUUGGGAAGAAACUAUCUAGUGAAAGAACCUUCACCAUAUGCGGGAUGGCAGAUUCUUUAGCUCCGGAGAUUGUCCAGGGGAAAGGCCAUGGUCUUGCGGCUGACUGGUGGGCAUUGGGAGUCUUGAUCUACUUCAUGCUGCAAGCAGAAAUGCCGUUUGGGUCCUGGAGAGAGAGUGAGCUUGAUACAUUUGCAAAGAUCGCGAAAGGACAGUUGACUCUUCCCCAAUCUUUCAGCCCAGAAGUGGUCGAUCUCAUCAUGAAGUUGCUGGAAGUUGAUGAAACUGUGAGGCUUGGAAGCAAGGGUCCUGAUUCUGUGAAGAAUCAUCAGUGGUUUGAGGGCAUUGAUUGGAAAGGAAUUAUAGACAAUUGUUUCCCCAUUCCCCAUGAAAUCACGUCUCGUAUAAAUCUGCAUCUUGAAAAUCAUGCGGAGGACAUGUCAUUUCAUCCAUCUUCUCCGUUCCGUGAUGUAGCUGAGCUCAACACCCCAGAAUGGCUCGAAGACUGGUAAAGAACUUCAAAUGGUUGGUCCAAUCCCUCUUAUCUCGAUAUGGAUUCUAGACGACUGUUUGAUUUUUUAAAUCUAUAGUGAUGGAGUCAAUGCGGAACCAGGUGAAUGGAUUGCACUUUGGAACUUUGUUUCAUAUCUAAAGUAAUCCUUCACCCUUGAGUUGGGUGGUGAAUAUUCUCUUCCCUAUGAAAAGCUGCAUUGCCUUUUUUCCAUAGAUGCAGAUUUUGGAGUUUGCAGCCUUAUCAGUAAUUCAUGUUAACCCAAUUGUAAAGGUGGGUUGUAGAAUUCUUCUGUACAUAGGACAUAUGUCUAAUUUUUCUUCACUCUGGGAACCUUAUUACUCUAAGCCCAAUAUUUUCUGUUCCACAGGUCACAUUUUUUCUGUCAUUUAUGAUAGAGAAUAUAGAGAUAUAAUUGUAUUCUGAGUGUUGGAAUCGAACCAUAUUUCUUCUAAGGACUCCAUGAUUUAGAUUUUUUAAAGUUUCCUGUUGUAUUUUUGAAGAUAUGUUGUACUAUUAUUAGAAACCCUAAUAAGCAUUCUUCAUUUCAU
This is a messenger RNA of Magnolia sinica, 4178 nucleotides long. RefSeq names its product protein phosphatase 2C and cyclic nucleotide-binding/kinase domain-containing protein. The record is from RefSeq and is a predicted model, not a curated record. Gene Ontology annotation, molecular function: ATP binding; cAMP-dependent protein kinase activity; cation binding. Gene Ontology annotation, biological process: signal transduction; peptidyl-serine phosphorylation. Bases 386 to 3628 code for a protein of 1080 amino acids. The transcript is spliced from 16 exons. Lineage: Eukaryota; Viridiplantae; Streptophyta; Magnoliopsida; Magnoliales; Magnoliaceae. Gene Ontology annotation, cellular component: cAMP-dependent protein kinase complex.